CAAUACAGUUCGUCUUUCUGAACUGUUCAUUCAUCGCCUCCGCUUCUCCUAUCCUUGCCGCCCUGUUGACUUGGUCAAGGAACAAAACGAUCCAAUCCAUUCGCCACUUCCCCCAAUCUGCCAUCGCAAUCCGCGAAACCCUAGUUUCACAGAGCGGAACUCGAAUUGGCGGCUUGGCGCUAGGGAUUUCUGCCGUCCGGGCGCGCGGGAUGGAUUUGGAUCUGUGGAUCGCCAAGGCCAAGGAGGGGCAGCACCUCGCCGAGCACGAGCUCCAGUCCCUCUGCGAAUACGUGAAGGAGAUUCUCAUCGAGGAAUCGAACGUGCAGCCUGUCAACAGCCCAGUGACUGUGUGCGGCGACAUCCACGGGCAGUUUCAUGACCUGAUGAAGCUCUUUGCGACCGGAGGCCAUGUCCCCGAUACGAAUUACAUAUUUAUGGGCGACUUUGUGGAUCGUGGGUUCAACAGCCUAGAGGUCUUCACCAUCCUUUUACUUCUAAAAGCUAGGUACCCUGCCCACAUAACCCUUCUGCGUGGGAAUCAUGAAAGCAGGCAGUUGACACAGGUGUAUGGUUUUUAUGAUGAGUGUCAGAGGAAGUACGGAAAUGCCAAUGCAUGGCGAUAUUGUACUGAUGUUUUUGAUUACCUUACUCUUUCAGCGAUCAUUAAUGGCACGGUCCUUUGCGUUCAUGGUGGCCUUUCGCCCGAUGUACGGACAGUCGACCAGAUACGAAUAAUCUAUCGCAAUUGCGAAAUUCCCCAUGAAGGGCCUUUCUGUGAUCUGAUGUGGAGCGACCCGGAAGAGAUAGAGACAUGGGCAGUUAGUCCCCGUGGAGCAGGUUGGCUCUUUGGAUCAAGGGUGACUCAAGAGUUCAACCAUAUUAAUAAAAUUGAGCUGGUUUGCCGGGCUCAUCAACUAGUCCAGGAAGGCCUAAAGUACAUGUUCGAUAAAGGCCUUGUAACUGUGUGGUCUGCACCUAAUUAUUGUUACAGAUGUGGCAAUGUUGCUUCUAUACUAAACUUCGGUGAAAAUAUGGCAUGUCACUUCAUCUUCACUCACACACUUAUUCUAGAUCCCUUUUUUUUUCUUAUGUUCUUUUUCUCCUGUUAUUUGGAAUUUGGAUGGCCGAGUUCAAGAUGUAAGAAUUUUUCAGAGAUGUUUUACUUGCCUUGAAACAUUCAAGAAAUCCUCCCAUCUGAACCUUUGAUAGUUUUGAUGAAACCCUUUUGGUGUUGUGUAGAUCUUGGUUUUUGGAUGUUCUGUUUUCAGAUGAACUUUAGAAGCUACCGAGUUCUGAUAGCCUUGGCAUGUAGGGAACAGAAACUCAGCAAUUGCUGUUUCUAGUCACUCUAUUCUUUUUACAACAUUCCUGCCAUUGUUUUGCAGUUGGAACAAUUCCAUUAUAACUGUUGAAAUCCACUUUUUUGUGCCUGUAAUAUUGAUGAGGUGGAUAUAACAGUUAAGACUAACGGUUGCUUUCAUCUACUGCAAGUAAAUUUUAAGCUUUCAGGGUGUUGCUUAGCAACUUAUAUACUGUUCUGUGCUUACAGCAGUUCUAUGUUUUUCUUUUGUUAUUUUCUUGUACUUUAUUUCACCAUUUUGCUGUGUUGGCAGGAAAGGGAUGUCAAGUUCUUCACAGAGACAGAUGAAAACAACAAGAUGCGAGGGCCAAGGACUGCAGUCCCAUAUUUUCUUUGACCCUGGUUGUACAAUUUUUAUCUGUGGUUGUUUUUAUUUGCAAGGGCUAAAGGUCAUCAAAGAGGUGCUCAUUGUUGUAGAUUCAGCUCAUAACACAAUCUGAUGCAGUUUGUGUCAUAGGUUGUUUUAUCCGCUUGUACAACAGAUAUUUGGAAGAACUAUUGCUCCCUUUUUGGCA
Molecule: messenger RNA, 1875 nt
Organism: Phragmites australis (common reed)
Lineage: Eukaryota; Viridiplantae; Streptophyta; Magnoliopsida; Poales; Poaceae
Product: phytochrome-associated serine/threonine-protein phosphatase 3-like
Exons: 9
Coding region: 210-1172 (320 amino acids)
Biological process (GO): peptidyl-serine dephosphorylation
Cellular component (GO): cytoplasm
Molecular function (GO): protein serine/threonine phosphatase activity
Source: RefSeq, a predicted model, not a curated record